AUGUAUAUUCAAGAGUAUUUUGAGAUGGAAGGUAUUUUGCUAGAGUACGAUAAGAUUGAAGAAAAUCCUGGUCUAAGACUGUUAGCCAAAAUAAUGCUGAACUCGUUCUGGGGGAAAUUUGGCCAAUGUCCAAACUUGACACAAACAAGCUUUAUUGACGACCCGGUUCAGUUCAUAGAUAUGAUGAACUCUGAUAAGCAAGAAAUUAAAAAUGUACGUUUCAUAAACGAAGAAGAAGUCCAAUUAGACUCGGCAUAUAAUAACGAUUUUAUAGAAGCUUCCUGUAGGACCAAUGUAGUUGUGGCCGCUUACACAACUGCUCAAGCCCGAUUAAAACUAUACAGUUAUUUGCAACCAUUAGGUGACAGGGUUCUUUAUUGUGAUACCGAUUCUGUUGUGUUCACCUCUGCCCAGGGUGAGUGGGAUCCUCCUUUAGGUGACUUCCUUGGGGAUUUGACGGAUGAAGUCCCAUACAAUCAAAUAACUAAAUUUGUGACCGGAGGACCCAAGAACUACGCAUUUUGUCUAGCGAGACCAAACAAAAAGGGCCAGUCUUCCAUUUGUAAACGACAUGGUAUAGAAUAUAGUGGGAAGAAUGUUCAAGUCGUACAUCACAUGAUCAGCAUGAUUAGUUUGGACACAGAAAGGCGAACUGAUAGUGGAGAGCAAUAUUUAGAAAAUAUUGCUUCAACCUUAUCAGCCUCGAAGAAAUUUCCAACACGCAAAAAGUCUGAUAGGAGAGAAUCGCUACGCUACGCUACGCUAGAGAAUAAAAUUGUAAAGUGA
Molecule: messenger RNA, 786 nt
Organism: Mercenaria mercenaria
Lineage: Eukaryota; Metazoa; Mollusca; Bivalvia; Venerida; Veneridae
Exons: 4
Coding region: 1-786 (261 amino acids)
Biological process (GO): DNA replication
Molecular function (GO): nucleotide binding; DNA binding; DNA-directed DNA polymerase activity
Source: RefSeq, a predicted model, not a curated record